Molecule: messenger RNA, 566 nt
Organism: Tauraco erythrolophus (red-crested turaco)
Lineage: Eukaryota; Metazoa; Chordata; Aves; Musophagiformes; Musophagidae
Source: RefSeq, a predicted model, not a curated record
AGGAAGAGGGGAAAACAAUUCAAGAAAGUAAAGUGGACUCCCUAAGCAAAACAUUUUCUACUACUGAAUUAUCAAACAGAAAUAAACAGGAUGGCUCACCUGGAAGAAGCAAAGAAACGUGGGUGUCUCUCCCACCGCAGAUGCCAAAUGAGAAUGAGUCAGUGAUGAAUGAGAACUGGAAAGCUGGUGGCUCUGACAGAAAUUAUCUCAGUCUGUCUGAAAGAGUGAAGGUGGGCAACUUAAAUUUGGAAGACAUAGACACAGAUGAAGAGACAUGCAGUGCAGGGUCACUAGUUCUCCCAGGAGAGGUGGAACAGACGGUGACUUACUGUACACCCUUUUUUGAUAAGCCUGUUCAACUGAAGUUCAGAACCUUGUCAGUUCCACAGCCAUCAGACAGCAAAGCCCAAGAGCUACUAGGGGAUGAUGUUCAACCGUUCUCACUUGAUGAAGAAUUUGAUUAUGACAAUGUGGCACUGACCCCUAAGUUCUCUGAAGCUGAACUGAAGGCCAUUAUAGAAUUGUCUGAAGAGAAGAAAACGGGGACAGAUGUCAAGUCAGCAUGA